GAGCUGCUCCUCAAGGUCCUGCUGUAUGGUGGAUCCAGGGCUGCUCCUCAAGGUCCUGCUGUAUAGUGGAUCCAGGACUGCUCCUCAAGGUCCUGCUGUAUGGUGGAUCCAGGGACUGCUCCUCAAGGUCCUGCUGUAUGGUGGAUCCAGGACUGCUCCUCAAGGUCCUGCUGUAUGGUGCAUCCAGGGACUGCUCCUCAACUGUAUGGUGGAUCCUAGGGGCUGCUCCUCAAGGAUCUGUCAGGGGCCACACCUUCAGGAGCCCGUCAUCCUGGGAGAGCUCCCAGCAAUCCCCAUGGAUAAGUGACUCACAAGCAGCAGCAUCCUCCUCUCUGCAGCACUGUGUCUGAGCUCUGCAAGGUGAACAGUCUUUUCUGGAGUCAGGACUCUUCCUCCCCCUCCCCGGGGCCCUGGAUCUUUAUCCGACAAAUGUUCUUCUGCAGGAUUGAUGCCCAUGAAGACGUAUUCAGCUGUGCAGGGAUCCUGAGAGGUAUGUCACCACGCGGACUGCCAGCAAAUGAAUCAGAAGAAUCCACUGAAUUUGUGUGAGUCAUGUGACAUCAAGUUCCACAGCACCAUGCACUUUGAUAGACAUAUACGCUUCGACCUCCCCCCUCAAGGAUCCAUCCUGGCCCGUAACGUCUCCACGCGAUCAUGUCCGCCCCGCACCAGCCCUGCGUCCGAUGUGGAGGAAGAUGAAGAGGAGUUAUUGGAUGGUAAAGGAGAGAAGAAAGCUGCGGGGCUGAAGAUCACCAAGAAGAAAACCCGGAGACGGCACACCGAUGACCCCAGUAAGGAAUGCUUCACAUUAAAGUUCGAUCUGAAUGUGGAUAUAGAGACAGAAAUUGUACCGGCCAUGAAGAAGAAAUCCCUGGGUGAAGUUCUCAUUCCGGCCUUUGAAAGGAAAGGUAUAGAGCUCAGUAAGGUGGACAUCUUCCUGGAUCAGUCUAACACUCCGCUGUCCCUCAACUUUGAAGCCUACAGAUUCGGAGGACACUACCUGAAGGUUAAAGCCAAACCGGGGGAUGAGCAGAAAGUGGAACAGGCGGUGAAGGAUUUCCGAUCAUUGAGUUUACCCAUUAUGAGGAACACCGGGGCGACAUCCACGUAUAUCUUCACCCCACCCAACGAGAGGCCGGACCCGCCGCCGUUCAGGAGGGAGAGCACUGACAUCUUGGCUCCGGGGAGAAGAAGAAAGAAUAUGACUGAAUUCCUCGGAGACGCCACUAUUCCCAUACAAGAUCCUCUGCAGAACUUCAGCUCCUCGCUGCCCAACAACGACACCUGGAAGAACCGAGCGGCCAGUAGAUUCAGCGGCUUCUUCGGAUCCGGCACCACCGGCCCAUUUGGCAAGGAGAUCGAUAAGAUGGAACAACUGGAGAGUAAACUGCACUCGUACAGCAUGUUCGGACUCCCCAAGCUCCCCCAGCAGCUGCGCUUCGAUCAGGAUUCAUGGGAGGAAGAAGAGGACGACACCAAUCUGAGCCUGGAAGACAGCUGGCAGGAGAUCAUCGAUGUUCCUGAGACUCUCACAAGACGCCAGUGUCACCAGCAGGAGGCCAUAUGGGAGCUGAUCCACACCGAAGCCACUUACAUCAAGAAGCUGAAAGUCAUCACCGACCUGUUCCUGUGCUGUCUGCUGAAUCUACAGGAAUCAGGAUUAUUAUGUGAGGUGGAACCAGAGAAACUGUUCAGCAACGUGCAGGAGAUCAUUCAGCUUCAUCGGACUCUCUGGGGCAACGUCAUGGCGCCCGUCCUGGACAAGACCAGGAAGAGCAAAAGCCUCCUGAACCCGGUGGACUUCCAGAAAGGAUUCAAGAUGUUCGAGGCUCUCUUUAAGCCGUACAUCAGAUAUUGUAUGGAAGAGGAGGGCUGUAUGGAGUAUAUGAGAAAUCUGCAUCGUGACAACGAAUUGUUUCGUGCGUAUGUGACGUGGGCCGAGAAACACAAGCAGUGCAACCGCCUGAAGCUGAGCGACAUGCUGGUGAAACCGCAUCAACGCCUCACCAAGUACCCUCUGCUGCUCAAGUCCAUCCUGAAGAAGACGGACGACCACCAAAUCAGAGAGUCCAUCAUCAUUAUGAUAAACUCCGUUGAGCGUUUCAUCAAUCACGUGAACUCGCGGAUGCGCCAGCGGCAGGAGCAGCAGCGACUGGCGGCUAUCAUCAGCCGCAUCGACUCGUACGAAGCCGUGGAGAGCAGUUCUGAUGAAGUAGAUAAGAUAUUGAAGGAAUUCUGCAAGUUGGAUUUGACGGCGCCAAUGAUCGGAACGUCCCCGGAUGAGACGCGACAACUCCUACUGGAAGGAAGCCUGAAAAUGAAAGAAGGAAAAGACAGCAAGAUGGACGUUUACUGCUUCCUGUUUACGGAUCUUUUCCUUAUCACCAAACCGGUGAAGAAGGCGGAGAGGACCAAAGUCAUCCGGCAGCCAUUACUGGUGGACAAAGUCAUCUGCAGAGAACUAAAAGACACAGGUUCCUUCCUCCUGAUCUACCUGAACGAGUACCGAAGUGCGGUGGGCGCCUAUACUUUUCAAGCCAGCGGGCAGUCAUUGUGCAGGGGAUGGGUGGAAGCGCUUUUCAAUGCACAGAACUUGUUACAGAGACUCCGCCAGGAGCACGUGCAGAACCAGCGGCUCCACCCAGAGGAGGAAGAAGACAUGGAAAGUGGGACCUCUGCGGCCAGCUCCCCCACCAUCCUGCGACGCAGCAGUGCUGACAUGUUACAGAGCCAAUCGGAUGGCUCGACAGAGACCAUAUCGGUCGUGGUCAUCGAUGCCUGUGAUGAUCUCUCCUCUCCCGAGACCGACCAAGGACCCUUCAGCUCCCAGUCCGAUGCGACUUCCAUCAGCACCACGGCCUCCUCCAUCACCCCAACCAGGGACAUGUUCGAAAGCAUGGAGACCUCAGAGGCGAGCCCGGUGGCCGAGUCCAACUACCUAAAACUGGAGCCGAACACCUGCAGAUCCUCGUCCAUCGACAGCGCCUACGGGACCCUCUCCCCGACCUCACUGGAGGAGUUCGUGGAACGUCAGCAACAAGAGAUGACAGAAGAGGAGAGGGAGUCGGUCAGCUCUCAGCGCUCCACCUCCCCCAAACUGAAGAGGAGAACCCCGGUCCAGCUCCUACCGUGCAAGACCAAGGUCCUGAAGUCCAAGUCUGAAGCCAACCUCCUCCACCUGAUCUCCACAGAACCCACCACCCAUGAUGCCGAGGAAGCUCAGCUGACCCAGAGCAAGAGCCUGUGCGAACUCUUUAUCUCCCCCAGACCAGACGCCAUUGCGGAUGGCGGCAGAAGCGACCGGGGGGCCCGAUACGUUUCCCACAAAAGGACUAGCUUGGUGGAACGGUCCUUGAGGAAAGCCGAAGAACAUUUGGCAAAACCCAGAUCCCGCUCGGAAUACGGCAGACAGACUGUGGUCAAUCUGAGCAGCUGCAGCAGCAGCGACUCCUCCGACCUCUCCGAUUCCGAAGAGAUGCGAUUUUCCAAAUCUUCCGAAGAUCCGCUAUCCCGGCAGCUGGACGCUCUACCGGAUUAUGAGCUUGACUACCCGUCACGGGAAUACAGCUCCUCUUACACCGAACACUAUGUGGGCGACAAUGGGGCCGAGACGGGCAAUGCUGCCUCACCAGGCUGUGCCAGACGGACAAUGUCAGACCCCCAGACGGCGCAGCACCGGAAACUUACUCUGGCCCAACUCUACCGGAUAAGAACGACUCUGCUCCUUAACUCUACUCUAACCGCCUCGGAGGUGUAAAUACAUUGGAACCGAAACGCGUUGACUGCAGGAGAACAAUAUGUCCAAAGCGUUCCGGGUGGCCUGCGUUCCUUGUACCGGAUGUGCACGUGGCUGAAGAGUCCAUGUCUAGGCGUUGGACUUGGUGGGUCUAGAUUCGUUGACAGACAUUUGCAGAAAAAUCUCCCCCCCCUUGAGACUCUGAAACGCGUCUCGUUCGCACUUUUUGAGCAAUAAAGAAUUUGUGAUGGAAAGAAGGGGAAACGCCAUAGGAAACGAGUGGAGGCGGUGAGACUCAUGGGUGGACCCCGAAGUGUUAUGGCAACCAAUUGGUCGCGCCUUCGCAGGACUGAAUUAUGCAUCAUAACUAUUGCUUUAAUGUUUUACAUACUCACCCUUUCCCCUUCCUUGACCCCGGCGCACCAUACAUGUCUAUUAGCACAGCCCAAAUUAACCUCUACGAAAUGUUUACUAAGCUGUACGUCUGGCAGAGGAAUCGAAGGGAUGAUGAGACUUCUUAACGUAAAUUAUAAGGAUAUUACGAGUCAUCAUGACCAAGCAAAAUGGCGCCAUUGGCUGCAUCGACCAAUCUCCUGUGAUUUUUCUUGUCUGUGAUCUGUCAUGUGACUACUUAAAGCAGCGGUCUUCAAACUGUGAACCUCCCAUAUGUUGCAAAACUACAAUUCCCAGCAUGCCCGGACAGCCAUUGGCUGUCCGGGCAUGCUGGGAGUUGUAGUUUUGCAACAUAUGGGUGUCCACAGUUCGACAAGAUGGCAGACGUUUGGGGGGAGGGGGGAAGAAGGGUUGGGCAUGUUGAAUAUCUGGAAUUAGGCACAUUGGAUGUCUGGAAGCAGCAUAUUACCUUUUUCUCCUUUGAAAACUCAUGCACGCUCAUCUGAGAGGGUCCGGAGUGAUCAUUGGGGGCCAUACGUGCGUCUGGCCAAUGGCUAUCUAACGUGUAUGGGAGACUAUAGUCAGUAAGAAAACAAGGCAAAAGGAACAGACGCAGGAAAAACUGAUUGAACUGUGUUAUAGCUACUGUAGGCUCCGCAGGGGCGGGGCUUGAUAUAAGGAAAACCAAAGACAGAAUUGCUGUUUGAUGCCCUGCCCCCUCGGAGUCUGCAAUAGCCAAAACACAGUGUUUACUGCCAGUAAAAUCUCGUUAAUGGAGUUCUUAGAGUCAGUUUUAGGAAGGAGGAUCCGCCAUCUAACCCAGUAAAGUCACACGGGGGAUUUAAUUUUACGGCGGUAAAAACUGCGCAUAUUUAUUGGCACAAAAAUUCGCAACUUUUUUGUCGGACUAAUAAAUCUGCCUACAAAUGUCUUAGUAAGGCUGUAAAUUUAUAGAGUAGGUUAUUCUUUAAAAAAAAGUAUGAUGAACACAGGAGCGAUGACAUCAUCAGGUGACAUCACAGUUGUGUUUAGAUUGAUCUAAUUUAAUGGAGCCUAUUGAUCAUUUGCGUGAAAUUUUUUUUCAAUUUCUUUUUCCUUUCCGUUUUGCGCAGUUUUUCCGGCAAGGUUCCUGCGUGUAAUUAAAUAAAUUGCGUAAGUGCACCAUUUAAAAAAAAAAAAUGCAUUAGACUUCCCACAACCUAGGCAGUGGUGUAUACUCGCGCAAUUUUUUGUUGCUCAAUUAUUAUUGUUUUUUAUGCAUUUUUAAUGCACAAUGAUGAACGCAACAAAUCAUCUGCACACUUUAAGCCACGCCCCCUCUUAGUGCAAAAAUAAUGCAAGAACACGGCAAAAUAAAAAAUUAAAAUUGCGCAAAAAAUUAUGAUAAAUGCCCCCCCCCCCCUUCCUAUUAUUAGAGCAUGUGUGUUAUACAGAGGCCUCCCCGGCUGUAUAUACUCCGACAAAUGGGUCCCCUCGAAAGCUUCCGCACGUGACCAAAGUUGGGCGCCCGCGUCCGAUUCUUACGCCGAUACGAACGUCUUACGACUUUCUCGAUGACUUGUGUCGCUGACCUGUACAGCCGCUAGAAGCGAGACGACUUCAUCCUGUCAUUCAGUCUAAGGGAUGCGAUUGCUAGUGUAUAAGUAAGUGAACCCCCCUCCUCCCCAUAAGGGUAGAGGGGGGGGGGGGGGGGGCCUGGCGCCUAUUUUUUUUCCGAUAGAUUAUGUACGGCGAUGGCGAAGAUGGACAGCGACAGUAUUAUCCUUCCCGGACAUGGUGCUUGCCAAUGUUUAAAUUAUUUCUUCCAUGAAAAUAUUUUUCUUUAGUUGUUUUGUUUUUUUUAGAUUUUUUUUUUCUCUUUAGUUUUUCUUUCUUUUGUUUAUUUUUCGUUGUUACAUUAUUUAAACUUGUUGUUUUUUUGUUUUUUUUUCCAAAAGGGCACUUUAUUUGUAAAAUAAUUUGUAGUUACCGUAACCAGUUAGAAACCCGUAACCUGUACAUAGUCUAUAUCAUAUAAGUCUAGCACGAUGUCGUAAUGGCGCGCGUUCAUGUCAUAAACCGCUUUUUUACUGACGCAUAAUCUCAUUUUCCUAACAUGCACCGAGCCGUAUGGGCGGCCAUUUUGGCGAGAUGAACCACAAGAAAAUGUGCGAGCUAUAAUUUGAACUAGUCAUAUUGUUUAAGGGUUUGUCCGAAUUGAAUUUUUUCCCCCAGACACAGCGCCACCUAUAUGGCCGUGCCCGGUAUUGCAGCUUUGUUACUUUUUUUUUGCUUGAGCUGCAACACCAGAAAUAGCCAAUAGAGUUUCCCAUCCAUUUUUGCAAAACUAAAACUCCCAGCAUGCCCGGACAGCCAACGGCUGUCCGGGCAUGCUGGGAGUUUUAGCUUUGCAACAGCUGGAGGCACACUGGAUGGGAAUUACCAUACUAGAGCGGCGCUGUUUCUUUAAAAAAAAUUCAAAUGUUCAAAUUGGCCGCCGCGUAUACGGUUUCGUUAUUACUAGGUUUGACAUAACAAUACAUUGUACCCUCCCCCAUCCAUAUGUUUUUACACCGCGUACCCCGGUAGGGUAUUUUUUAUUUAUUAAAAAGAAAAACAUAUUACUUCUUUAAAGUGGUAUAAUUAUUAUUAUUAUUUUUUUUUUUUGUAAAAGAAAAAAAUAUAUAAAAGUGAAUUGAGUUUUUUCCUAAUAAUUUGGAAAUAAAAUUGUAAAAUGUAAUAAAAAUGUUUGUAA
Hyla sarda is the source of this 6863-nucleotide messenger RNA. RefSeq names its product pleckstrin homology and RhoGEF domain containing G5 (gene PLEKHG5). The transcript has 21 exons. Gene Ontology annotation, biological process: Rho protein signal transduction; endothelial cell migration. Gene Ontology annotation, cellular component: endocytic vesicle; axon; plasma membrane. NCBI's taxonomy places the organism in Eukaryota, Metazoa, Chordata, Amphibia, Anura, Hylidae. Gene Ontology annotation, molecular function: guanyl-nucleotide exchange factor activity. The record is from RefSeq and is a predicted model, not a curated record. The coding region runs from base 518 to 3757 and encodes 1079 amino acids.